Messenger RNA from Dissoconium aciculare CBS 342.82, 526 nucleotides. RefSeq lists its product as uncharacterized. Bases 136 to 504 code for a protein of 122 amino acids. NCBI's taxonomy places the organism in Eukaryota, Fungi, Ascomycota, Dothideomycetes, Mycosphaerellales, Dissoconiaceae. The record is from RefSeq and is a predicted model, not a curated record. The transcript has a single exon.
AAAAAAGGAAAAUGCCCGUCGCAUGUAAUAACGAAGAGACGGCGCGCGCGUUGUGGUCCGCGCGAUGGGGGCGUGGACGAAAACCGUAGGAGAGGGACCAAGAGAAUAAGAGAGGGGGAAACAACGUCGGGCAGCAUGGGAAUUUGGGACCGGGUUUUAGAUUUCCCUCGAGCCGACAAUGUGACGGGCUGUGAACUCAAGCAGAUUAUAGCCUUCCUUCUUCCCGAGAAUAGAGAGGUGAUGCCUACCAGCCUGCCUGCCUGCCUACCUUCCGACCGAGGUGCCGCGCCAUGCUUUUUUCCCUAUCACGAAAAAUUAUAUACAUCCAUGUCUCUCUCAUCGCCUAACCACCUUCUAUCUGAUCAUCAUCCGCCCAUUCUCCACCAGAUAUUUCACCUUCGAUCUAUUUAUACAUUCGUCGUAUCUAUUAUUGUUAUUAACAAUAAGAUUACGACUUUGUCUCUUAAUAUUAAUUUUCUCUCUAGGAAGGGAAAAAGAGAGUAACGAUAAGAAAAGUAAGGCGUAG